Messenger RNA from Drosophila innubila, 1076 nucleotides. It is a transcript of the gene Cpr72Ec, whose product is annotated as inner centromere protein. Bases 8 to 952 code for a protein of 314 amino acids. Gene Ontology annotation, cellular component: chitin-based extracellular matrix. The transcript has a single exon. Gene Ontology annotation, molecular function: structural constituent of chitin-based larval cuticle. NCBI's taxonomy places the organism in Eukaryota, Metazoa, Arthropoda, Insecta, Diptera, Drosophilidae. The record is from RefSeq and is a predicted model, not a curated record.
AAUAAGGAUGCACUGCCUCUUUGGUUUCAUUGCGAUAGUUGCCCUGUUGACUGUCACUUCAGCUGCCGGAAUUCGUCCGAUUCUCAGCAUUUCCCGCAGCGAUGAACUGAGACGUGGCUACCAGGAACAGGAUACGGCACGUGCCUUCUACUCCUAUGGCUACAGCGAUGAGAAUGCAGCCAGAGCGGAGUACACGACACUCGAUGGAUCCUCCCGUGGCUUCUACUCGUAUGUCGAUGCCAACGGGAAACUGCAGACGGUCAAGUACGAGGCUGGAGGACGUCAGGGCUUCAAGGCGGAGGCCAGCAAUCAGCCCAAGGCGCCAGUCGAUGACAAGAAGCCGCCGCUGCCCGUGACGGACACACUGGAGGUGCAGCAGGCACGAGAGGCACAUCUCAGUGCACUAAGAGAGGCACAGGAGGAAACGAGACGGGAGGAGGCACAGCAGCAGCAGGGGAAGGGACAGGAUCAGGAACAGGAGCGGGGUACAAGCGAACGGACACUCAGCGACGAGGAUGCGGACAUCUUGGAGCGAGUGCGUGCGGAGUUGACUUCCAUGUUAGCAGAGCGGGAGGAGAGUCGACUGGAUGAGGAACAGAAUCGCAAGGAAAAUGCCCAAGAGGAAGAUGAUGCACUGCAGCAGCAGCAACGGCAGGAGGAGCAACGGUCACAGACUGCCAAUGAUGCCAAGGAUCAGCGGCUAAGAACUGUCUACACACUGGAGGACAUUAAUUCCAGCAGUUAUUUGAAGCUCAGUGAUCUGCAGGAUCGUCUGGACAGGAAUAACCAGGAACUGCGUGUGCCCAUUGGCGCCUAUUAUUCCUAUGUCUCGCCCAAUGCCAAAUACAGUGUGACCACGCCCACCGAACUCCGCACUCUGCGUCCCGUAGCCCUCAGUCGUAGUUUGCUCCUGAGCAAACAGAAUCAACAACAGAACAAGAACAAGAAGUAGAAAUGGAGUUGGAAUUGAAGCUGGAACAGGAACUAGAAUCAAAUGAUUGUUGAACAUUGGAAUUUACUAGUUGUAGUUGUCUUAGUCUUAAGAAUAAAUGCAAUCUGUGCACCACUGUGCCUAA